AUGUUGUCGACAAACGCAGGAGUCCACAAUGGAGGUGACCCCACCCUGAACAGCCACCACGCUCACCAGCAGCAGCAUAACGGCGGUCCUGAGCCGCAUGUUCUCCUCUUCAAACGUGAGAAGGACUACCAGAUCAAGUACCUCAAUGCACCUCCACCCAAGCCUUAA
Messenger RNA from Linnemannia hyalina, 168 nucleotides. Lineage: Eukaryota; Fungi; Mortierellomycota; Mortierellomycetes; Mortierellales; Mortierellaceae. The record is from the annotation of a GenBank genome assembly.